Molecule: messenger RNA, 7005 nt
Organism: Macrobrachium nipponense
Lineage: Eukaryota; Metazoa; Arthropoda; Malacostraca; Decapoda; Palaemonidae
Product: trichohyalin-like
Exons: 43
Coding region: 322-7005 (2227 amino acids)
Source: RefSeq, a predicted model, not a curated record
UGGCCAAAGGGGCUCGCGCACGAAACGGUACCCUCGGGGGCGCAGCAGAUUCAGUUGGCCCUACCCAAGCCUUCCCGCAAGGUCUUCUCCCUUCGUGAAUGCGGUAGUGUGCGUGUGUCAUGUGUCGCCGCGGGGGGAAAUAACGGAGGAGGCCCCUAACUCUCGCCCUGUGGGAUCUCUUUACUUAAAAAAAAAAAAAAAAGGAAAGCGUUAGGAGGCACUCGCAGUGAUUCAAUGAUGUCAUAUCUCCUGCUCUUCUUCCUUUCCAACUUCCGCCGAUUUCACUGAACGGGGUGGGGCCCCAGGCCUAUGUGACCCAGAAUGCCCAAGGCCAAUGACCCUCUGUGCCCCCUGGGCUUCCAUCCUCAGACACGAUGGCCCAACAGGUGCAAGCGAUGCUUCAGGGACUACAAUGACCACCAGAGCGUGAAGAACCAGUCUGGAUCAAACACCUCCCUCAAUUCCUUGAGCAGCUAUGACAGCAGUACAAAGAGCCCACGGGAGGAAUACGAGGUUUACAAAAGGUCGCGUUCAGACAUGACGGCCGAAAUGCUGGCGCGUGUCAACGAGGAUCCCAGUUCCUCCUCCUCCUCCAAGGACCGAGACUCGAGGGGGGGCGGGGGGAGCUCUUCCUCUUCGUCCUCAAAACUGACGUCAUGGAACAAGGCGCGGCCUACUUCCUGGUCUGCGCAGGACCUGCGCGCAGCCGUCGACGAAGCCAAGGAGCAAAUUCGGUCUUCCAGGGAAGAUCUGCACCGUCUGUACGGCAGCACCAAAUCCCUGACGACGCGCGACCUCGGGAGCCUGGGCGACCUGAGGGACAGCUCCUCGGAUCUGACCACGGAUUCCUCCUCCACCCCCUACUCCUCCUUCUCCUCCUACCUCGCCAUGCGCACCAAGUCGCCGGCUAGGCCGCCCCUCGCCAGAACGUCCUCCUUGCAAGGGACGACCUCGACCUCGUCGACCGUCAGGCGGGAGGAGGAGGAGAGCAAGAAGCUGAAGGAUCAGGCCUCCGAGGAAUCCUCCUACAGAACGAAACUUUCUUCGACCGACUCAACCACCACUUCUGCUACCACUAAGCCGAGGUCGUCUCUCUUGUCUACCUCCCUUCUGGAGAAUAAGACGUCCUUUUCUUCCUCCUCCUCUACUCCAAGCAAGUCGUCCUUGUCCUCGAUAGCCGAGGGCAAGAAGUCCUCUUUAUCGACCACUACCUCUUCUUCCUCUAACUCGACUUCUUCCUCCGAGGCCAAGCCUCCGAAGCCGCCCUCGAGGCUGAAGACCACCGGCUCCAAACUCGGGGACAUUUCGGAAGCUCCGAAAGAGGAGAAGCCGAGGAAGAACAUAUUAAGCUUAAGAGGAGACCUCUACAAUUCCAGCGAAGAGGUCAAGAGCGAAGACGACUCCGUCGACGCCUCCUACGUGAUCCAGCUCGCCAAGCCCAAGAAGGAGCCGAAGAGGGUUGAGAUCGACCUUCAGUCUGAGGUCGACCGUCUGCACAAGGAGCUGAAGGAGAAGGUCCAGGAGGUGAAGGAGUUCGAGGAGCGGGUUCAGGUUCUGGAGAGAGAGAAGAAGGAGCUCUCCUCCAAGAGGUCUGUCUUCGGAGGCGACGUCAGGAAGCACACCGAACUCUCCAGGAUGCAGCAGAAGGUUGACGACUUAAACGAUGAUAUGAAGAGCAAAAACAAAGAAAUCAAGGACCUGAAGAAGGAGAUCGAGAAGCGUCCUCUCCCGAAGGACGUCGAGAAGACGAUGGAGGACCUGAGAUCGAAGCUGCAGGCGGCCGAACAACUCUGCGAGGAACUCAUGGACGAGAACGAGGAGUACAAGAAGGAGGUGAAGGCGCUGGAGGACGAGAUCGAGGAGAUGCAGGACAACUUCCGCGAGGAGCAGGCCGACGAGUACAGGGACCUCAAGCGGGAGCUUGAGCAGACGGCCAAGAACUGCAGGGUCCUCCAGUUCAAGCUGAAGAAGGCGGAGAGGCGCUCGGAUAUGUUGGAAAGAGACAAGAGUGAGAUCGACGAUAAGCUGAAGGAGCUCCAAGUUGGGGAGAGCGACGUCCAGAAAGCCGAGAAGAUCAAGUACUUGGAGAAAGAAGUUAAUUUGGCCAAGGAGGUAUCGAUGAAAAUGCACGACGAAAUGGAGAAGAUGAAGCAGCAGUUAGAAGAAGCGGAAAAGGACAAGAAAAUGCUGACGGAAAAAUUCAAGGACCAGCCAAUCAAACCAGGUGGAAAGUACAGUCGAUCUCAAAUGAUGGGAAGGCAAGGAAGCCAAGACAACACAGACCAGCUAAUGAGAGACUUGCAAGACGCCGGGGAACGCGAGCAGGACCUCAAGGACCAGUUGAAGUUUGCAGAAGAAGAGACCAAGAACCUCCGGAAAAAGCUCUCGAGAGUCGAGGAGGAGAAUGAAACUCUCGCCCUCCAGUUGAAGAAAAUGAGCAACAAGGCGAAGGCCGACCGUCAGAGGUCACUGGAACGCUCUGGAUCUUUGGAAAGGGCCAGUUCCGUCGAGAGAGGUCAGCUGAGUCGACAGGGAUCGACUGAAAAGCCUCCGGUGAAAGAACCUGACGAAGGCAUUACAGAGGACCUCGACCCAACGGAGCUGAAGAUCCAAUUAGAACUGAACGAACAAGAAGCUGCUGUUCUCAGAAGGAAGGUUGAAGAUCUGGAGUCAGAAAACGAGAGACUGCAGAGAGAAAUUAAAGGCGUUCUGAGCUCUGCUGACCUGAGAACAAAGAAGGGUGACUCCAGCGGCGACUCCCAGAGACUCGAGAAGGAAGCAGAUUUGUUGAGGACGAAGAUCGGCGACAUGGAACAAGAGAACGAGAAGCUCUUGGAGGAGAACAAGAGACUGCAGCUGAAGGCUGUCAAGCGCCUUCCACUUAGCGGAAGUGAAAGCAGCUACAUCGAGAGACAGGUAAUGGAAGACAAGGUCCGGCGCCUUGAGAAGAAGUUGAAGGAGUCCAAUGAUAAGCUGAAGAACGCCCAGUUGAACGCGUCUUCGAGCAGCGUCGCUGGAAACAACAUAGAUGGUAAGGCAAAGGGUUCCAACGACGUUGCCCUCGAAGGCCUCAAAAAGGAGGUAACCGAGAAAGACGGCGAGAUCACCGAUCUCAGAGCAAAACUGAAAGACCUCCAGGAGGCGUGCGACAAGGUGACCAAAGAGUGCGAGGACAUGAAAAACGCCUCGGCCUACAGGGACCGCACACCCAAGAAGCCCAAAGACCUCACGCCCAAGGCAACGCUCAUUAAGUGGGUGGAGGAGCUUGAGAGUGAAUGUGCCACUCUCAAUGUGAAGUUAAAAUUCCUUGAGACCGAAAAACAAGUCCUGGAGGAAAUGAACAAGGGUAAGAGAGACUCCAAUAGCGCCAUUGAUGGUGAAAUGUGCCACUUGCUCUUCACCGAGCGCGAGAACCUCCUGGUCGAGAACAAAUCUUUGAAGGAGAGAGUCGAGACCAAGGAGUCAGAUGCAAGACUGCAGAAGCGGAAAGUGCGAGAGCUUGAGAUGGAGAAAAGUAAGCUCUCCGACCAGAUCAAGGCAUUCAAGGAGAAAGAGGGCAAGAUCAAAGAUGUCAGAGCAGCUGGAGACCAGAAGAGCAAGCUCUCCAAAAUAUCUGAUUUCACUCCCAAAUCGGUCCUGAAACAAAUGGUUGAUGAGCUGAGUGAUGAGUGCGCCAGGUUACACGUCGCUCUCAUGGACACCGACAAGUCCAAGAAGGGCCGCCCUGCCUCGGAGGACCUGACGAGCCUCAGGGACCUGGAGGAUAAACUCGAAAGGGAGAGAGAGCGCAACGACGAGUUGUCUCGCCAACUGAAGGAGGAGAGAGAGAAGCUGGAUAAUAAACCUCUAGCUAAUAGAAGAAAGGCCGGAGGGCAAGACGACGACGUCCGUCGGUUGGAGGAGAGGGUAGAGUCCCUGAAGAAGGACCUGGCCAAGGAGAAGGAGAAGAACGAGGAACUGAAGGCGAAGGCAGGGUCUGCCGCUGGAGUAGGAUUCGAGGAGCACAGGGCGGCUCAGACGGAGAAGCACAAACUCCAGAAGGAGCUGGCGGCAGCCCAACAGACGGCGGCGUCCCUUGAGAAGAAAUUGAAGGAGUUUGAGGAUAACCUGAAAUACACAGAGAAAUCUGAGAGAGAGGCGAAGCUCGCCCUUGAAAAGCUUCAAUUCAAGCUGGACGAGGAGAAGACCAGCGUCUCCCAGGCGGAGGAGCGUCAGAAGGAGCUGACGACGUCCUGGCUCAAGGAGCGGGAGGAGAUGAGGGACGAGCUCUCCGAGUUCAAGAAGGCCAAGGAGAAGGCCGAGAGGGACCUACGCCUGGCCAAAAAGGCUCGCGAUUCCCUGGAGACCAAAUUCGAGGACGAAAAGAAGAGAGCCAACGAAGCUGACUCCAAGAAGAAGAGAGAAGCGGAUGAGAUUAAGACUCUCAAGAACGAGAAUAGGGAACUCAGCAACGAGGUAGACGACCUAAGAAACAAAGUUCUCCAGAUGGAGAAGAACCAAGGCACAACGGACACAAAGCAGAAGAAGGAAGUGGAGACCCUCAGGUUGGAAAAACAGGGUCUGGAAAUCAGAAUGGCUACCUUGGAGAGUGAGCUGAAGACGGAGCAGAAGAAGCGAGAACGUCUGGAGAAAGAGAAGGAGAAGACUUCUUCUCUCGUCAUGUACAAAGACACCGCUGAGAGAGCCGAGUCCGACAUCAAGAAGCUGAAGAAGGAGAUGGAGUCCUCCAAACAGGAUUACGAAGACAAGAUCAAGACCCUCGAGAAGAAGAACGCGGUGGACAAGCAGGAAUUAGCUGACCUGCAGAAUAAGUAUGAGUUACUAGAGGAGGAAUUUGUGGUCCAGAAGGCUCAGUACACUACUGCCCUGGAGAACAAGGAGCUGUCGACGGCCAGGGAGAACAACCAGCACGAUUACGCGGCUUUGAAGAAGGACCACGACACGAUAGAGAUCGAACUCAGAACUCUCCGUGAGACUUAUAACCUGAGACAGGACACCUGGAUUAAGGAGAAAUUAGAUAUGCAGGAGCAACUCAAGAGUUUGGAGGACCGUUUCAACAAGGUGUCCCUCGACCCAGCGUCCUACUCGGAGAAGAAACGUCUGAUGGACAUCAUCGACGACAAGAACCAACAGCUCGAGAGGUACAGGAGGGACGAGGAAGCCAUCAAGGACCAGGUUUCCUACUACAGGAGAGAGAGCGAGGAGCUGCGUAGGAAAGUCGAGGACUUCGAAAAACUGCAGGAGCUCUCUGAAAGAAAGGAUGCCUCGCGUCCCACCAAGGACACCUCUGGCUACGACACGACCAUCCGGGAGUUGAGGAGCAAGCUGAGCUCCGUGGAGAAGACCAACAAGACUGAGCUGACGAAGCUGAAGAUGAAAUACGACUCCAAAAUGAAGGCCAUGACGGAGGAGGUCUCCACGCUGACCCAGCACAUGACGAAGUACCGGCGGGAGAGAGACACCUACAAGGAGAUGCUGGACGGCGCCCAGAGGAGCCUGGCCGAGAUGAAGGGCAACACCAACUUCAGGACGUCCAGGGCGGAUGCUGCCUCCGAGCGUGGGUCGGUCCAGCGGCAGAUGGACCUGAAGGCCCAACAACACCUCCAGGAGACGCAGGAACUCCAGUCUCAAGUCACAGAGUUCGAGGACAAGCUGGCUGAUGCCAAGAUCGAGAACGCCAAGAUGAAGAACGACCUCAUAGACCAGAAGACCAACUAUGAGAUCCAACUCUGCGAUCUCCAGACGAAGUUGAAUGAGUACGAAGAGGACAGACUUCUGGUCGGUGGCUCCAGAAGAGUACCUGGUCUUCGAACUCGACUCGAACUCAACUGGCAGAAAGAGAGAGAGGAACAGCAGAGGCUCAUCCAGGAGACCGCAACCUUGGCCAAGGAUCUCAGACAGACUUUGUACGAAGUCGAGCGAGAACGAGAUCUGGAGAGGCUGGAGUCCAAGAGGAAGAUAGACCAGCUGAAGAAAACUGUAGGCCAAGAGAGUUCAGACACCAAGUCAAAGGUUCAGGAGCUACAACGAGACCUCCUGGAACUGCGCGAGGCCCACGCAAAACUCCGCCAGAUCAACGAGAAGCUCCGCAGGGAGAAGGACAGAACGGAGGUGGAACGCGAGGCCAUGAGAGACAAGUUCCUCGGAACGUCCAGGGAACACCUCAACCAACAGACCAAAAUGGAGAGGUUGAGUGACGAGAUGAAACUGGUGAAGGAUUUGGCACCUCUCGUCUUGGGAGAGGGCAUUGAUGGGCGUGACAGCUCUCUCACCAGAUUACCUGGAGAGCCCAAACCAAGAACAAAGGAGGAGUUCACAGAUGCUCUCAAGAAGGCCUGUAGAACAAUGGACGAGAUGAAGAGGAUGUACAACCUGUUCGACGACAAAGACAGACUGAAGAGGGCGCCAUCAUUCCGCAGAGCACUGUCAGACCUGGACACCGACGACGAGGGUCCUCCCCUACGGCCCAGAAGUGCCCAGAGAGGAGGGCUCAAGCCCUUAUCCAAAGGGCAGAAGUCGACUUUGUACCGCAAGACUCAGUCGCUCGACCACCAGAUGGCUGAGGACAGGGGCAAGAUCUGGGUGUCGACGGACGCGGGCAGCACGACAAGCAUAGAUUCCACCAUGACAGAUGACAUGCGCCGGGCGAAGUACGAUCGAGACGUGUCCUUAGACCGAAUCUCCACGGGUUCACAGACGAGCGACCUCGAUUCCAUAGCGGGCGAGAAGAAGAAGAAGGGCCUGAAGGGGGUCAUGUCGAAAUUCGGCAAGUCCAGGUCCAUCGAAGAGUCGGGAACCGGAAGAAAGUUUUUCCCCCCCAUCGUUAAGGGGCUGGGGGGACUGAAGGCCAUGGGCGUGGGCGUUGGAGGAUCGGGCAGUGACAUUCCUACGGACGUGGAGAAGGAUUCGGUCAAGGGGAAGCUCAAAGGACUCUUCAAGAAAGGACCUCCUUCCAGAUCUCAGAGGCAGUCUCCUAAUGGGAUCUGUGAUCCUUCACCCUUUUAA